CACUAUAACCCGCAACGUGAGAGUUGUCAAAAAUUUUGAAAAAUUUGUGCAAAUUUUUAAAUUUUGAUACUUUAAAACAAUGUCGUUGGGCAGACUUAGCCGUAUAUUAGCGCUCAGACAAAUUCAAUUGCAGGCAAGAAAUAAUAUCAUAAGAAAUGAGGGCGUUAAAAGAGUAACAAUUACGAAUCGGAACUUUGCAAGAUUAUUAAGCACCCAAACUUCUACCAAAGAUGAUGAACAUCAUUCAAUAAUUAAAGAUACAGAAAAACCUAUAGGCGAAAGUACAAAAUAUGAAUUUCAAGCAGAAACAAGAAUGCUUCUAGAUAUAGUGGCUAGAUCUCUUUACUCAGAAAAAGAGGUGUUUGUUAGAGAGUUAAUAUCAAAUGCAAGUGAUGCUUUAGAGAAAUUCAGAUACAUAGCAGCAUCAGGGGGAGACGAAGCCAAAAAUAUUAAAGAUUUAGACAGAGCAUUAGAAAUUCAUAUAUCCACAGAUAAACAUAAUAGAACGUUAACAAUACAAGACACUGGUAUUGGAAUGACUAAAGAUGAUCUAAUAGCACAUUUAGGAAUCAUUGCAAAAUCAGGAUCUAAGGCAUUUAUGGAGCAGAUUAAAGAAAAGGCUGCCAGCGGAGAUAACAACAUUAUAGGACAAUUUGGAGUAGGAUUUUACAGUGCAUUUAUGGUAGCAGAUAAAGUUGAUGUUUACUCCAAAGCAGCAGGUGAAGAAAAUGGCUAUAAGUGGAGUUCAGAUGGGACUGGUUCCUAUGAAAUUCAAAUUGCAGAAGGUGUCCAAAACGGCACCAAAAUUGUGAUUCAUUUAAAAGCAGAUUGUAGAGAAUUUGCUGACGAAGAUACAAUUAAAAAUGUUAUAAACAAAUACAGCAACUUUGUUGGAAGUCCUCUCUAUCUCAAUGGCAAAAAGACCAACAUAGUUCAACCAUUGUGGCUUUCUGAUCCGAAAUCUGUGACUCAGCAACAACACAAUGAUUUUUAUAGGUUUAUAAGCGGCAGUUAUGAUACACCUAGGUAUACUUUACAUUACAAGACUGAUGCCCCCCUUUCAAUUCGGGCUUUGCUGUAUUUCCCUGAAGGAAAGCCAGGUUUAUUUGAAAUGUCUCGGGAAAAUGAAUCUGGAAUAGCACUAUACACAAGAAAAAUUCUUAUUAAAAAUAAGACUGAUAAUAUUUUGCCGAAAUGGUUAAGAUUCGUCAAGGGUGUUGUUGACUCAGAAGAUAUACCACUAAAUUUGAGCAGAGAAUUGCUUCAAAAUAGUGCACUUAUUAAUAAACUACGUGAUAUACUUACCGCUAGAGUGAUUAAAUACUUGCAAGAACAACUGAAAAAGAACCAAGUAGAAUUCGAAAAGUUUUAUAAAGAUUAUGGUUUAUUUAUUAAAGAAGGCAUCAUAACAAAUUACAACCAGACAGAAAAGGAAGAUGCUGCGAAUCUCUUGUUAUUUGAAUCAUCUCACGAGGAAGCAAAUAAGAAGGUCACGCUCAAUGAAUACUUAUCCAGGGCUAAGGAGAACAGGACGAUAUAUUAUCUAGCAGCACCAAGUCGUGCUUUAGCCGAGAACUCCCCUUACUAUGAAUCUCUUAAGACGAAAAAACAGGAAGUUCUUUUCUGUUACGAACCUUACGACGAACUGGUCCUUAUGCAGCUUCAACAAUUCAAAGGCAACAAAUUAGUAUCGGUGGAAAAGGAUAUGAGGGAAGAUAAACAAGCAAUAGAUCUUACAAAUCUAGGUGAUGACAGUUUAAAGCGUAGCGAGAUUAACGAUUUGACAGCAUGGAUCAAGGGAAAACUAGGCGAUAAAGUAACCGCCGUGAAUGCUACUAACCGUUUAGAAAGCCAUCCUUGCGUGAUAACCGUAGAGGAAAUGGCCGCUGCUAGGCAUUUCAUUAGAACUCAAAGCCACAACAUACCCGAAGACAAGAGAUACGCCAUUUUGCAACCAAGAUUAGAACUGAAUCCAAAACAUCCUAUUAUUAAAAAACUGCAUAAAUUGAUGAGCAGUGAUCCAGAAUUAGGAGAGCUUUUGGCAAAACAGUUAUUCGCAAAUUCUAUGGUAGGAGCUGGACUUGUUGAAGAUCCUCGAAUUUUGCUAACUUCGAUGAACGAUCUUUUAGCAAAAGCAUUAGAGAAACACUAAAUUUACCAUCACUAGUUGUAUAGAUUAAUUCCCAUUGUAAAUAUAAAAAUUGGAUAUAGAUUUUAAGACUUUCACACCGACCAGUUGGAUCACGAAAUUUACAGCAGAGGUAUAAUUGUUAAAACUUUAUAUAAAGAUUAUAAAGACGAAUUAAAUAAGCUUUAAAUGAUGAUAACAUUUCAAGUUCUAUCUGCUGACAAAAUAGAGAAAAUUAAAUAUCUUAUUGGUUUGUAUUUAAUAUUUGACUUUACUGUAUUUGAAACGAUAAAUGUAUCUUAAAUUAAAAUGAUUCCCAUUUACCAAACUUCAAAUUUGGAGUUAUUACAUUUAUUAGGAAUAUCCAGUCUAGGUGACAUAUUAAAAAUGUAAUUUCAGUCAAAAGGUAGUUAAAAAAAAGCCGAAUAUUUGUGAUCCAGCUUUAAUCAAACGUGUUUUUUUUUAUGAAGAUUUAGUACUUAGUUUAAAUUUUAUCAUUUUUUUCAAUACCUCUUUAUUUUUCUUAUAAUUUUAUUGUAAAAUGAAAUGA
Messenger RNA from Psylliodes chrysocephalus, 2678 nucleotides. NCBI's taxonomy places the organism in Eukaryota, Metazoa, Arthropoda, Insecta, Coleoptera, Chrysomelidae. The record is from the annotation of a GenBank genome assembly.